AUCCCUGUCCACGACUCUGUCUCCCUCCUGCUUUCUCUCCCUCUCUGUCUGUCUCUCUCUUUUUCUCUUAUUUCUCUGCAGCUUUGUUGGACUCCAGCUCUCUCCAGAGCUGCACAGAAGACCUCAACAUCUCAACAUAACUGGAGGCACUUUCUAAAGCUGCAUUUUAACAUCUCAGAGAGGCAAAGCCAAACAAACAGACACAAUGGAGGCCAUCAAGAAGAAGAUGCAGAUGCUGAAACUGGACAAGGAGAACGCCAUCGAUCGGGCGGAGCAGGCGGAGACGGACAAAAAGGCAGCAGAGGACAAAUGCAAGCAGCUGGAAGAGGAGCUGGUAGACCUCCAGAAGAAGAUGAAGCAGACAGAAGAUGAACUGGACAAAUUCUCUGAGGGCCUGAAAGAUGCUCAGGAGAAACUGGAACUUUCUGAGAAGAAAGCUGCAGAUGCGGAGGGUGAUGUAGCAGGUCUUAACCGUAGGAUCCAGCUGGUGGAGGAGGAGCUGGACCGAGCCCAGGAGAGGCUGGCCACAGCGCUGCAGAAACUGGAGGAGGCUGAGAAGGCCGCAGACGAGAGUGAGAGAGGAAUGAAGGUGAUAGAGAACCGAGCGAUGAAGGACGAGGAGAAGAUGGAGAUUCAGGAGAUGCAACUGAAGGAGGCCAAACACAUCGCUGAGGAGGCUGACCGCAAAUAUGAGGAGGUGGCCCGUAAGCUGGUGAUCCUAGAGUCAGACCUGGAGAGAGCAGAGGAGAGGGCCGAGCUCUCAGAAUGUAAAACCUGUGACCUCGAAGAGGAGCUGAAAAAUGUGACUAACAACCUGAAGUCCUUAGAAGCCCAGGCUGAGAAGUACUCAGAAAAAGAAGACAAGUACGAGGAGGAGAUUAAAGUUCUGUCUGACAAACUGAAGGAGGCUGAAACCCGUGCAGAGUUUGCAGAGCGGUCAGUGGCCAAACUGGAAAAGUCCAUUGAUGAUCUGGAAGAUGAAUUGUAUGCUCAGAAGCUGAAGUACAAGGCCAUUAGUGAGGAGCUGGACCAUGCCCUCAAUGACAUGACAUCUCUGUAGAUGCCCUCAUAUCUCUAUCUUUACAUCAGUGCUUCUGACUUCUCAUUCUCUGCCUUUUAUUUUCAAUGUCUGGACUCUUAUUCUCUCUGUGCAUUAUCUGUGCCUUCUUGCCAUCUUACCAUGAAGAAAACUAUUAAAAAUCUGCUUCUUUCCUAAUUUACAGGAAGUCUCUCGCUGUCCUUUAUGUUUUAAUGCAUGUUGAAGCGUUUGAGGCAAAAACAAGUGCUUCUCAAAGUGAGACGGGUCUGGCAGCAGACUGUACAACUCUAAGCCACUCUGACAGACCUGUUUAUCUGAGACACCAUAUAGUGUAUCUCAAAACAGAAGUUCCGUAAUUUGCCAGUACAACAUAAUUCAAGUUUUACAUUUUUUUUUCUUCAAUUCAACUUUAUUCAUAAACAAAUUCUGGCAGUUACAUUAACAAAAUAACCACACUGAAAACAUUGCAUACUAAGAAAUAUUUCAUAAAUAAAACAGAGGAAGAGGUCAGAGGUCUGAUAAGGGAUCAAAUUAUGUAUAGACCUUAUUUAGAAGUAGCUACAUGAACCAUGGCUCGCUUAAACUUCAUUAGCUUUAGCUAAAGCUAUCAUAACUAUGCUAAGGUAAGCCAUUGUAGCUUAGUUAGCUUUAGCAACAUGAACUUUAGUAAAUGCUGCUAAAGCUUACAUAGCUACAUAUAUAACAUAUCUAUGUAGCAUAUAUAGCCGCUUUGUGAGCUAGCUAGCUCUGUUAGCUGUGUAGCUCCGUUAUCUAUAGCUAAGUUAGUGUAAGCAACGUAGCCAAAUGAACAUAGCCAAAGCUAACAUAGCUAAUGUAUCUACAUAGCUUACAGGAUUGCUUUGUGGGUUUAGCUUUAGCUAUGUUAGCUACACAGCUCUGUUGUCUAUAGGCAAAUUGGUGUUAACAAUGUGAGUUUAAGCAAAAGUAACUAAAGUUAACUUUGCUAUGUAGAUGAUGAUUUGUAGCUUACAUAUCUGCUUUGUUAGCUUAGCUUAGCUGCAUAAUUAUGUUACCUAUGUAGUUUAUGCAGCUAACGGAGCUACAGCUGCAUUAAAAUGGUUUCAUGGAGGACAAGCUUUUUUUCUUGUAAGCAGACUAAUUACUCAUCUUUAUCAGACAUUUUGUAAUCAGGUUUUGCAGGACAGGUAUUUAACCUUUAACUUUUGGUAUCCAACCUUACCUUAACCCAGGAGUGUCAAAGUACAGGCUCAGGGGCCAAUCUGGCCUUUGGUACAGUUAAACCUGUCUCGCAAGAUCAUUUCAUUUCUUUUAAUAAAACUGGCCCUACAGUAUGAGAUCUGGCUACAUUUAGUGUAUUCACUCAGUGCUACAGUUCAUACAUAGAUACUACUUGUUUCAUGCCUUCUCUCAGCGAAUUACUAUUCAAAAUAAUGCUAUGUUUUUAGGCUUUUUUGUUCUAUUCUUAUGCCAGUGUUGGAAAAGGCCUAUUAGUGAGUGAGCACAGCUUUGUGCAAUGUUAUGCUUUAACCACUCCAGGGCCUUUAGUUGUCUAAAAAUUCAUCCAGUUCAUGAGACAAGGUGAGAUAUUCUCUGGUUUUUGGUGUGAUUUAACCAAGUUUGCAAUCCCUUUUGAUCCUGAUGUUUUACAAAAUGAUGUGUCCCUUAAGUGCUAUGAAUAUUAAACAUGGUAGCAUCUAAAACAAGAAGACCCCAAAGUGUUGAUCACAAGUCCUCUAAGAGUUCACACUACCAUCUAUUAACCGUCUUUAGACAGACUAUAACAGCUAGCAGUUAAUGCACAUAGGCACAGCAGUGUGGUUUGGUUUUUGCAUGUUGCACAAUUUAACCAAAAUAUGCAAAACAUCUGUUCAAUAAAAUAAUGUUCUGUGUUGUUUUGAAAGAGAUGCUGUAAGGGAAAUGAAUCUGCAGACGAGCAGUUUUUUUUUUUUUUUUACUGAUUAUUGGCUUCUUUAUGUAUCU
Molecule: messenger RNA, 3001 nt
Organism: Cheilinus undulatus (humphead wrasse)
Lineage: Eukaryota; Metazoa; Chordata; Actinopteri; Labriformes; Labridae
Gene: tpm4a
Product: tropomyosin 4a
Exons: 9
Coding region: 206-1060 (284 amino acids)
Biological process (GO): actin filament organization; muscle contraction
Cellular component (GO): actin filament
Molecular function (GO): actin filament binding
Source: RefSeq, a predicted model, not a curated record